Pogoniulus pusillus (Red-fronted tinkerbird) is the source of this 2052-nucleotide messenger RNA. RefSeq names its product ER membrane protein complex subunit 7 (gene EMC7). The transcript has 5 exons. Lineage: Eukaryota; Metazoa; Chordata; Aves; Piciformes; Lybiidae. Gene Ontology annotation, molecular function: carbohydrate binding. The coding region runs from base 25 to 753 and encodes 242 amino acids. Gene Ontology annotation, cellular component: EMC complex. The record is from RefSeq and is a predicted model, not a curated record.
CGGGCCCCAGGCGCCGGGAGCAGCAUGGCGGCGUGGCGCGGGGCCGCGGGCCUGCUGCUGCUCUGUCUCCUGGCGGCGCCGCUGCCCGACGGCGCCUGUGGCUCGGAGGCGGCCGGGACGGCGGAGUCGCCGGGCGGCGCGGGCUCCGGGGAGCGGUUUAAGAUCGAGGGCCGGGCCGUGGUGCCCGGCGUGAAGCCGCAGGACUGGAUCGCGGGGGCUCGGGUGCUGGUGGACGGGGAGGAGCACGUCGGCUUCCUGAAGACAGAUGGCAGCUUUGUGGUUCAUGAUGUACCUUCAGGAUCUUACGUGGUGGAAGUUAUAUCCCCUGCUCAUAAAUUCGAGCCUGUGCGAGUUGACAUAACUUCAAAAGGCAAAAUGAGAGCCAGAUAUGUGAAUUACAUCAAAACCUCUGAGGUUGUCAGGCUGCCAUACCCGCUCCAGAUGAAAUCUUCUGGACCUCCUUCCUACUUCAUAAAGAGAGAGUCUUGGGGCUGGACAGACUUCCUCAUGAACCCCAUGGUGAUGAUGAUGGUUCUUCCAUUACUGAUAUUUGUGCUGUUGCCUAAAGUUGUCAACACCAGUGAUCCUGACAUGAGACGGGAAAUGGAGCAGUCCAUGAACAUGCUGAAUUCCAACCAUGAGCUGCCAGAUGUCUCUGAAUUCAUGACAAGACUUUUCUCUUCAAAAUCUUCAAGCAAGUCUGGUAGCAGCAGCAGUAAAGCAGGAAAGAGUAGUUCUGGAAAAAGGAGGUAGCUGAGUCGUCCUCCCAAGCCUGGUUUGCACAACUCUUUGCCACACAAUACUAUGUUUCUUUGUCUUGAAAGAUCAAACCACCACUACUGCACCCUUGAAUCAGGCACAGAACACACAGUGUGCUGCAGCUGUGCUGUCUGGCUGCUUUCAGUCUGUAUAAGCUGGUUUAUACUUGACAGUAAGCAAAAGAGGGCCAUGGCUUCAGUACUGUAUCUGUAGAGUUAGUGCUGGGUUACCUGAACUGUUCUGUAGAGCAUUGGUACAGAUUAUAUACUAAACAGUAAUGAAUGUCUUAAUCGUGAGACAGUAUGAAAACUCAUCAGUAACAAGUGGAGUUCAGUCUUAAGGUGACUUCAAUGUUUUAUAUUUGCUGUUGAGUUCUGCAGUGAACAAAUCCUUUCAGAAUUGGAGUCGUAGGUUCGCUGAGUAAGCAAUUUGCAGUCAUCUUGUCAUACGUGUUACAUAUAAAACUAUUUUAACUUACAUUGUUUGCUGCCUCUAAACUUCAGUUCGAGGACUUUCUGGUUUUUAUUGGCUGGUUUCAAUCUGAUCUUUCUGUUGGAAACUCACUGGGGUGGGAGUAAAGCACAGCAUCCUGCAGCAGAAAGCACUUUAAGCUCUGUCAUGUGAAUGAUGAAUCCAAGGUAUGCAGUAUACUGAACACUUAUCUUGGAUCUUUCUAAAUCAUACAUACCACUUCUGCACCUCUUGGGGUUCUCACUGCCUUCCUCUCAGCAGUGUAACUGGAGGUCAGACACAGGAAAAUAAAUCCUACUCUGCUUUUCAGCUCUGUUUCAGAGAAAUGUGUCUGUCUCCGGCUACACUAAGUGUCUGCCCGAGCUUUCCUAUUCUAGCAUACUUGUGUGUGUCUACUGCAGGACCUUCUCAAGCUAUCCAGUAACUGUAGAGCAAAUCUCAAAGCAAAGGAAAUGGUUUUUCAGUCGAUGCAGGUUUGUAAAUAAAACCAGUCCCCCUGAGCUACUGCCUGGAACUUUUUCCCUCAGCAGAAGUGCUCCUUUGUUUUUACAGUUUCUAACUUCUUAGCUCACAGUAUCCAUGCAGCUUGAGUAGUGCAUGUCUGAUUCCACUGUGGUAUUUAACAUGCACCUAUAGCACUCCUGACACUAAAUUCUAAUGCAUUUACUUCUUCUGCCAAUAAAAAUGUAAAUAUAUUGGCUUAGAAUACACACUCAGUAGUAUGCUGUGAAACACAAACUGCAAAAGAGUAUCUGCUUGUUCUUGUGGCUAAGCCAACAUUUCAGGUGUUGGAAAAGAAAUAAAUUGUUCUGUUGGUUUGAA